This is a messenger RNA of Cuscuta campestris, 2153 nucleotides long. Lineage: Eukaryota; Viridiplantae; Streptophyta; Magnoliopsida; Solanales; Convolvulaceae. The record is from the annotation of a GenBank genome assembly.
ACAAAAAAAAAAUAAUCACAAAGUCCACUUAACCUACGAGAUGCAAUUAAUAUGGGUGUAGAUGUGCUGUGGUCGGAACUAGGUUGGGGUUGGGGCCUUGGGGGUUCCAAUUUUAUGAAGGAGAAAGUAGAGUGGCAGUCAACUCCCUAUUCUGCAUUCUAUGUUCUAACCAAGACAAAGAUCACAUCUUUGGAGUAAAACCAUGUCCUCCUCUUCCCUGUUAUCUCGACUGCGUUCCUCUUCAAGAUUGCUUUACAGAUACAAUGCUUUGAAGAAUCUGUUUUUCCAAAAAAGGGCUCAUUCAGGCAGCCUCGCAGAGGGGAAAAUCCGCUCAGAAAAGGCACACCCAGGCUUCUCAUGGACUUCUGGCUCUUUAGUUCCCCUGGCCCUUGUAGUCUCCGCUGGUUCACUCGCUCUACAUGCCCAGACCGGCCAAUCAUUUAGUCUCUGCGAUUCUCCCAAUAUACAUCCCAGUGAGGAAGAUGGUGGCAAAGACAAAAUAGAUUAUGUUGUGAAGGGUUCUCACAUAUGUGUUCCACGAGAGCUUAUUGACGAAAUGAAAACAUUUUGUGAGGAUAAUAUGACAAUGGACUAUGAUGAGAGAUAUAAUCACGGGAAUCCACGAAAUAGUUUUCACAUGGCAGUGAAUAUCCCCGAUGUUGUGGUUUUCCCAAGGUCAGAGGAGGAGGUAUCUAAGAUAGCUAGAGCUUGCAACAAGUUUAAGGUACCGCUUGUACCUUAUGGUGGAGCCACAUCUAUUGAGGGUCACACCUUAUCUCCUAAUGGGGGCGUUUGCAUUGACUUGACAUUCAUGAAACGCAUAAAAGCAUUACAUGUAGAGGAUAUGGAUGUUGUGGUUGAACCUGGGAUUGGAUGGAUGGAGCUUAAUGAAUACUUAGAACCCCAUGGUCUCUUCUUCCCUCUUGAUCCUGGACCUGGAGCAACAAUUGGAGGUAUGUGUGCUACACGUUGCUCUGGCUCUUUGGCGGUAAGGUAUGGUACGAUGCGUGAUAAUGUCAUCAACCUUAAGGUUGUUCUAGCCAAUGGAGAUGUGGUCAAGACAGCCUCUCGGGCAAGAAAAAGUGCUGCAGGUUAUGAUUUGACGCGCCUGAUAAUUGGAAGUGAAGGAACCUUAGGAGUUAUCACUGAAGUUACUUUGCGCUUGCAGAAAAUUCCUCAAUCAUCAGUGGUUGCAAUGUGCAACUUCCCUACAAUCAAGGAUGCAGCAGAUGUUGCUAUAGCCACUAUGCUCUCUGGAAUUCAGGUGUCAAGAGUGGAACUGAUGGAUGAAGUCCAAGUGCGUGCCAUUAAUGUUGCAAAUGGAAAAAAACUGCCAGAACUUCCAACUCUUAUGUUUGAAUUCGUAGGCACAGAGGCAUAUGCACGCGAGCAAACUGAAAUUGUUCAGGAGAUAGCCGCUGAGCAUAAGAGCUCUGACUUUGUCUUUGCACAAGCUCCCGAAGAGAAAAAGGAACUUUGGAAGAUAAGGAAGGAGGCACUUUGGGCUUGUUUUGCUAUGGAGCCUAAUUUUGAAGCAAUGAUAACGGAUGUGUGUGUUCCUCUCUCACACCUUGCGGAGUUAAUUUCUCGAUCAAAACAAGAGCUGGAUGCCUCGCCACUAGUAUGCACAGUUGUAGCUCAUGCUGGCGAUGGUAACUUUCAUACGGUUAUACUAUUUGAUCCCACCAAAGAGGAUCACCGAAGAGAAGCCGAGAGGUUAAAUCACUUCAUGGUUCAACUUGCUCUAUCCAUGGAAGGCACGUGCUCCGGAGAACAUGGUGUUGGCACUGGGAAGAUGAAGUACCUGGAGAAAGAAGUCGGAAUAGAGAAUUUGCAGACGAUGAAGAGAAUAAAAGACGCUUUGGACCCCAACAAUAUCAUGAACCCAGGAAAGCUCAUCCCUCCCCAUGUUUGCUUCUAAAAGGGUAAUCUUUCUGUGUUCUUUCCCUUUUUCCAUUCACCUCUGUGUCUAUAAGACAUUUGUAUUUGCACCCUCACACUACAUACGGGUCGCGCACGAAGCCUCUUGAAAAUAGUGUCCUUACGAAGGCUUGCAUACAUUGCCCCCCCCAGAUCGGACCUACUAUUGAGUGGGACAUAUUAUGAUACUCAUAACAAUGUGCCCUUUGAUAAAAUAACAUAGUCAUGUCACC